CACCUCAGCUACGUAUUUGAUGACGCAAUCACGUAUGCCGACCGGAAGAUGCAUGAUCUUUCUUUCCAUAGAUCUUGUGGUCACUUCCUCCUUAUCGCCUCGUCGUCUUCUUUUAAAAUAAUCUUCCUCAAAUAUAGUGAGAGAAGAAGAUACUUAAUUAUCGUUUCUACCGAAGGAACAACACAUGUAACGUACGGACACAGCUGUCAUGGCGGCGGAGAGGCUUCGAUAGAAAACCAGCCUCCAACUCUGGACAGGAUCCUGGCACCAUGAGGUGACGACUGUGACGUUUUGUACUUUUGCCAACGUGGACAUAUGGCAAGGAUCACUUUGUCCUGCCUGCCGGCCUCCUGGUACUGCAGCGUGUCCCUGCUGUCUCUGGGCUGUGCUCCCAGACAGAGGCUGCUCCUGCUGCUCUUCAUCACCUCCGCCCUCCUUCUCCUGGGAACCUACCAGAGGCAGCUGUGGGGCAGCCAGCGACGACCCGGCGGCCACUUCAACAAGUAUCUCUCCAUCGUGGAGUCCAUGGAGUCCACCGAUGUCCUCAACCCUGCCUUGAAUUAUGGGAUCGUGGUGGACUGUGGCAGCAGCGGCUCACGGGUCUUCGUUUACUACUGGCCCCCCCACAACGGGAACCCCCACACCCUGCUGGACAUCAGACAGAUGAGGGACCAUGACCGCAAACCGGUCGUCAAGAAGAUCAAACCCGGUAUCUCCACCCUGGCGAAGACACCGACGCAGGCCAGUGACUACCUCCAUCCUCUCCUCAGCUUCGCCGCUGCUCACGUCCCAAAAAACAAACACAAGGAGACGCCGCUCUACAUCCUCUGCACUGCUGGCAUGAGGCUGCUGCCAGAGAGCCAGCAGGCGGCCAUCUUGGAGGACCUGGUCACUGAUGUUCCCCUGGAGUUCGACUUCCUUUUUUCCCAGUCACAUGCUGAGGUCAUCUCUGGGAAGCAGGAAGGAGUCUAUGCAUGGAUUGGCAUUAACUUCGUGUUGGGCCGCUUUGAUCACGCUGACGAGGAGGACGCCACAGUCGAGGUGACGACAGGGUCACAGAACCAGCAGCCAAUCAGCAGGCGGCGCACUGUGGGCAUCAUAGAUAUGGGUGGAGCUUCACUGCAGAUCGCCUAUGAGGUGCCAAGCGCCAUCACCUUCAACUCACCACAAGAAGAGGAGGCGAGGAAGAGCGUUCUUGCCGAGUUUAACUUGGGCUGCGACGUGGAGCACACGCAACACGUGUACAGAGUCUACGUCACCACCUUCCUCGGCUUCGGAGGAAACAUGGCCAGACAGCGUUAUGAGGACCAGCUGGUCAACAACACACUGGCCAAGAACAGGUUUCUAACCACACAGACGGGCCUGAGCGAGGACAAGCCGUACCUGGACCCGUGUCUGCCGAUCGGUCUGUCAGACACGGUUGUCCGUGACAACCGCACCCUGUACCUGAGGGGUCUUGGCGACUGGACUCGGUGUCAGGGGGCCGUACGACCCUUCCUGGGUCUCCACAACGGCACCAUGUCACCGGGAGGCAUCUACCAGGCUCCCAUCAACUUCAGCAACAGCGAGUUCUACGGCUUCUCAGAGUUUUUUUACUGUAUGGAGGACGUGCUGAGGAUAGGAGGACAGUACGACAGCGAGAAGUAUUCCCGAUUCGCUGCGGACUACUGCUCCACCAAGUGGUCGACACUGAAACAACGUCUGGACAACAAGCUGUUCUCUCAACAGGCCGACAUCAGCAGACUCAAGAAUCAGUGCUUCAAGUCGGCCUGGAUGUACGAGGUGUUGCACUCUGGUUUCCGGUUCCCCAGCGACUACCCGAGUCUGAAAACGGUUAAACUGGUUUAUGACAAGGAGGUCCAGUGGACUCUGGGAGCCAUCCUGUACAAAACCCGCUUCCUGCCUCUCAGGGACCUGCAGCAGGAAACGUUGCGGCAGAACCACCCCAGCUGGCUGCGCUCCUCCUUCGUCUACAACCACCACCUGUUCUCUCUCUGCAUCCUGGUAGUGGUGCUGGCCAUCCUGCUCUACAUCCUGCGCUUGCGGAGGAUCCACCAGCGCGAGCUGCGGCAGGCCGAGGCCCUGAACCUCCUCUGGGUGGAGGAGGGAGAGGCUCUCCUCCCCUGAGAGCCGCGACCAAAACAUCCACGAUAACCAUGCAGGGUCUUUUUCUCCAGAUGUUCUCACGACCUCCGAGACACGUUUGACUUACUGUAUCUAAACCACAACAAUAAAGCUAAAGAAUUUGAACAUGGAGGACAGAUGAAGAUCCUUCUCACAAGCUAAGGGUGUGAGUUGGCUAAGGAGGAAUUAUUGGAAGACCCGAGAGGCUUUGCAUGGAAUAACAUCACGGUACAGACAGUUUAAUGAGCCUGAAAACAAACUCCUCUGUGUACUCUUUGAUCGUGCAGCUUUAAACACAAAGCCCAGAGCUCAGACUGGAAACUUGUUCUAUGAGUUCAUGUUCUUUUCAAGACAACUUUAGAAGAAAAGAAUCAACUUGUCAUAACAGGAUUAAACCACUAUCAGUAGUUUUCUAUCUUCUGAGAUCCAGAGUCGUGUACGGUGAACCUGAAUUUGGCGUCACUCCAAAAGGUGGUAAGUUCGGAAUAGGAAUACGGUCUGUUGAAGACUUUGAAGAGCUUGUAACAUCUAUUGAGGAGAAGCUGUCUGAAUCAACAUGAUGGCGAUGGAACUCCUUCACCUGUGAUCGUAUUAGGAUUCAUAUUUUUUUCUCUCCGUGAAGAAUUAUUCAUGUGAGAGCAGGCGAUUUAACACGCGCUAUUUGUGUGGCUUUAUUGAAGGCUGUGUUCAUCUGCACUGUCCAAGACGAAACAUUUCAACUGCAAUUCAAUCAAUGCAGCCGCCAUUGAAGUCGGCACAGACAUUCAACAUCACAGAAUGAACCUCAGUGUUCUGUGGUGAUCCUCUGUUUCAUCUCGCGCCACUAAAUUUCCACCUGUCCAACACUUUAGUUCAUGACAGGAUAUCUCUAAAACUAAUCCUGUAAAUCAGCCUCAGCUGUACUCUCUGAUUAAGUCCAGGCUACCAUGCUAGUGUUAGCAUGUUACACUCAUGCAGUGUUGACGGAUGGUAGAGAAGAUUUGAUAUUUUAUAUGACUUGCAAGGUUAACGGUCAACUCAUGACGGUUGUAUGUUUGCAGCGUUGGUCGUGUGAAGGUUACAAAUAAUGACAAGACAGCACUUUCUCCAUUACAUUUUGGUUUAAUUACCUUGAGUGAUGGACUUUAUUUGUUUCCUUUUCAGGCACUUCCGUAUUAUUUGGUGCCACGUUGCAUAUAUCACAGCUCUCAGGAAAGAAAAAAGUUAAUUGUAAUUUUCAUGGAAAACCUUUUUAGAAGUUGAAAACCUGGUAAUUACAGUAACUCCUGAUAUGACAUGAUUGACUAAUAUGUGACGUCGCAUUACAUACCAAACAUCGUCUUGUUAUGAUGCCAGCUGUACACAUAUUAACAUGCUAAACGUUAGCAUGCUAACGUUAGCAUUUCAGCAUUCGGAUAGACUGUAAGACUGUAAUCGGACUUGGGCUGAAACUAACGAUUAUUUUCAUUAUUGAUUAAUCUGCUAAUUAUUUUCAUGAUUAAUUGCUUAGUCUAUGAAUUUUCAGUAUUAAAAAGUGUUAUUAUUUCCCAUAGCUCAAGGUUUAGUCCAACAAACAGUCCAAAACUCAAAUAUAUUCAGUUUACUGUCAUAUAUGACAAACAAAAGCAGCAAAUCUUGACAUGAGAAUUUUCGGCAUUUUUGCCUGAAAAAUGAUAAGUAUAAAAUAGUAAGUUAAAAAAAAAAAAAAAAAUAGUAUAAUACUUAAUCGACUAAAUGUUGCAGCUCUAAAUGGGACUGUUAGCAUGCUAAACGUUAGCGUCCUGAAAGAUAUAGUUUUUUAAAUCUUGUGCAAACAAGAGAAUAACUUGGGCACACAAGAUAAAAAUAUAUUAUCUUUUAAGACUUCAGUGUCUCUGCAGAAUUCAGUUUAAAGUUGGACGAAGCCCAACGUAGACUGAGGAAAGUUUAAUCAAGACCGACAAAGCAGAGCUGAACCUGACAAGCUGAUAUGACCUAAAAUGGCCACCAUUCAGAGGAUAAAUUUUGAUUCAGGUAACAACACGGCCUUUCCUCUGGCGCCACCCUCAGGAUAAACUUUACCUUUGCUGCUUCACUGCUGGUAAGAAUCUGAAAUAACUAAAAAACAACCUUAAAUUGACACGAACGUUGGUUAUAGCGAAAAUAUAUCAUUAUUUGUCAAACGUAAAAUUUCCCAUGCUUCCCUGUACGUACUCCUACAUCUCUUGUGCAUCCAGAUCAGUUCCUUUAUAGCAAAGUGUGUACUUCCCUUUAACAUGUAUGUGUCUCUUUAGUAUCAUCUGGCGACGGGUAACAGAUUUGAACGUGACAUCGCCGUGUGCAAGGAGAGCAAAUGUGAAGGAGCUGUGACUCCGUCGGGAACUGAUUUUCUUUCACCCCAAAUUAAAAUAAAAUGUCGGUGACGAAACACCAGCUAUAAAACCACCAUCUAGCAGCUGAAAUGUUCACACCCCAAAAAGUGAUUUAGCCUUGCACCUCAGUGUGAGGUGAUAUCACGGUGGGUUAUUGUCAUGAGUGUAGCGGUACUUUUCUGCCUUCAAAGAUAGUGUUUCAUCUACACCUCUAUUCAUCCCUGAUGGGAUGAUUUCCUCGAAAGCAAUCCUGCAGACCGAUGAUGUCAGCCACAGAGCUCUGGCCUCAGAUUGUGCUUUGAUACUUGAAUGCCACUGUUGUCUUGCCAAGACCCCCGUCCAGCACAGAUUUCUAUCAGAGAAAAGACAGAGCCGAGAGGCAAUUUAGCUGGAAUAAGCUGACAGAUCUGCUCAGUGUUUGGAUGAAGGCGGUGAAAGCAAAGACCCUGGAGGCUGAUUUCUCAUCGCAGUAACUCCAUGAAAAGGCCAGUCGUAGUAAAAUGCGGAAAAAAACACCUUAAAGGGACCAUAUUAUGCUGUUUGUGCUUUUCUGUUAUUUAUAAACUGUUAUAAUGUCAGAUGUCUAUGUUAAACAUAGAAAUACUCCUUGCAAGUCAAAA
Messenger RNA from Thunnus maccoyii (southern bluefin tuna), 5074 nucleotides. Its product is annotated as ectonucleoside triphosphate diphosphohydrolase 7-like. Gene Ontology annotation, molecular function: nucleoside diphosphate phosphatase activity. The record is from RefSeq and is a predicted model, not a curated record. Gene Ontology annotation, biological process: nucleoside diphosphate catabolic process. Bases 316 to 2127 code for a protein of 603 amino acids. The transcript has 14 exons. Gene Ontology annotation, cellular component: membrane. Lineage: Eukaryota; Metazoa; Chordata; Actinopteri; Scombriformes; Scombridae.